Messenger RNA from Tarenaya hassleriana, 1122 nucleotides. Its product is annotated as auxin-responsive protein SAUR72-like. The record is from RefSeq and is a predicted model, not a curated record. Bases 392 to 880 code for a protein of 162 amino acids. Gene Ontology annotation, biological process: response to auxin. NCBI's taxonomy places the organism in Eukaryota, Viridiplantae, Streptophyta, Magnoliopsida, Brassicales, Cleomaceae. The transcript has 3 exons.
GAAAAUGGCGAAAGCGACGGAGAAGCCAAGAAAAUGUUCAUGCGAAAAUCAAUGAAACUAUAAAUCCAGAAAAAGGCCAACCCCCAAUUUUCGAUCUCCCGAAAACGUUAAUUUGGAUUAUUUUACUUUUUUUCUCCACUUGGAAAUCUCUCUUCCUCAUCGGCGAGAGCUCGCCAUCUCGUGCAGGAAGUCUUUACAAAAAAAAAAAUCUUCCGAAGCUCCUUUGCAUGGCGUUUCAUCAUCGGGUCCAUAACUAAAAGCGCUUCGAUUCGUUCUUCUCCUCGGUGUUGUGUUUAUGAAUGUAGCUACCGGAGAAGAUCGCAUGAGAAGUCCGAUCUUUCAUUGACGAAAAAGUUCCAGGCUUUUUUUUUACCAUCGUUCCAAAGGGAAAAUGGAUGAAAACAACGGGGCGAAGUUGAGUGGAAUCAGGCAGAUUGUGAGACUGAAAGAGAUUCUGCAGAAAUGGCAAUCUGUGACAAUAAAGUCGAAGUCUGAUGGCCCGCAAACCGGAGCUAGAAAGCACGGUGGUAUCAUUUCACCGGCGCUAAGCAAAAGGCUGAUGGAUGUGAAAUGUUGUGACUCGGAUGAGGAAACUUGCCAGAGUCCCGAGCCGCCGCUUGAUGUCCCGAAAGGGUAUUUGGCGGUGUAUGUCGGGCUGGAGCUUCGGAGGUUUAUUAUACCGACGAGUUAUCUCAGCCAUUCUCUGUUCAAGGUUUUGCUUGAGAAGGCUGAGGAAGAGUACGGGUUUGAUCACAGCGGCGCCCUCACCAUUCCUUGCGAGGUCGAGACUUUCAAGUAUCUACUUCAGUGCAUGGAGAACCAACACAAAGAUAUCCCCGACGACUGCCCUGCCGAAGAAUCGAUAGGGACGGAGGAGUAAACUUAAUACGAAAACCGGCCAUUAAUUCUUCGAAAUUUGUUUAUCGAUCCUCUUGUUCUUGAUGGAGAUUUGUAGGGCUGAUUUGUAAAUCAGGUUCUCUUUGUAUUUGCCAGGCUUAUAUAUACCUAUCUUUCUUCUUCUCCAUCUCUUUUCAUGGAGAAAAUUAGGGAGAAUUUGUUAGUGUGAAGGAUUUGGUCGUCAAGUGUGUGUUGUGAUAUGCAAAGCCCUUUAACCCUUUUGUA